Phaedon cochleariae (mustard beetle) is the source of this 2988-nucleotide messenger RNA. Lineage: Eukaryota; Metazoa; Arthropoda; Insecta; Coleoptera; Chrysomelidae. The record is from the annotation of a GenBank genome assembly.
AUGGGAGAAAAUUCAGUAGAAUGGAAUAUCCUGAUGAACCCUGACUACAAACUAUCUAGGUUGCCCAGAAUUGAGGUAGCUGAACAUCCUUUGAGAAGUUUUACUGUAAGAGAGAGAAUUCCAAGAAAAAUUAUUGGUUCAGCACCUAGUACUGGGCGCACAACACCAGUGUCCACCCCUGUCCCUAGUACUGAUCCCCUCACUAUGGCAUUAAAACAACUUGAUCCACUAUCUGAGUUUGUCAUGCAAGAAAUAGAUCCUUUAUCUAAAAUGGCAGCAGAAAUGGAUCUUUGCGACGGUCAAUUUUUGAAAACUGCCUCAAGUAGAGACUCUGAAGAAAAUCCAUUUGAUAAAAUGGAAUCAUGGACUUCAAGAAAAGCAAGAAUUCUGUCAAAAUACACUACUUCAGAAAAACUCACAAUAAUAACCAGCUUUUUAUCGGAAGGAGAAAAAGUUAUGGUUAAGACUCAGAGCACUGCUGUGGAUAAAGUACAACACAGAUUGAAACAAUUGGAUUCCUUCGAAGAAGGCUCCCAGCAAAAGUUAGAUCUGUUCCAGGCUGAGUAUAUAAGCAAAAUAGAUCAACUCAAUAAUGAACUUGUAUCUUCUUGGAAUACAGAACAGAGAGUCAAAGCUCUGAAGAUAGCUAUACAAUGUGCAAAAUUACUGACAGACACUGAUGUAUUGCCUUUCUAUCCCAGUAAAUUUGUGCUCAUUACUGAUAUUUUGGAUACAUUUGGUAAACUUGUAUAUGAUAGAUUAAGAGUGAAAGCGAACUAUAUCAAACCUGGUUCAAAGACACCUAUACCACUUCCUGAAGAUUUCACCCCAGGAAUGGUGCCUGAUGCUGCGAAAGAAACUUGUCUUAAUUGGUUCUACAAAAUAGCUUCGAUAAGAGAACUUGUACCGAGAUUGUAUGUUGAGAUAGCCUUGCUGAAAUCAUAUAAUUUCAUUUCAACCAAUGAGUGUGUCGACAGUCUCACACGGAUUACUGAUAUGAUCCAUGGUAUUGGAAAUCCUCUAGUAGCAGUUUAUGCAAGAUGCUAUCUGUGUAAAACUGGAAUCAGCGUUUCCAAUAAAAACUCUGAUUAUGGGUACUUGUUUGGAAAUUUUACUGGAUUCUUAGAUUCCUAUCAACAUUUAUACAGUAGAUGCGUUAAAGCGGAACUCGAUGCUCAACACAUGCCACUCUCAACUUAUGUUACCCUUUACACACCUGCUUUGGAUUUCAUAUUAGAAGCUGUAGCUUGCAGAGCCAACGAUUCAGUUUUGGCAGACAUGCUCAAUAUUUGCAAGCAAUACAAAAACAGUUCUCUCAUCCUGAACACUAUAAUGUCUGGCUUCAAACCGACUCGUAUAGCUGAAAGAGCUAUGGAGUUCCUUGAAACGAUUAUUGAAAGCUCAGAUGAUGGUAUUCCUCUUUACGUCUUGUUGAGGACACUAGGACUAUGUAUAACUGUUUGUCCACCACCAACGGACCAACGAAAACAAAUUUUAAACAUUGUCUGGAAACAUGUUUCUUCGUUUAUCAAGCCUGACGAAUAUAUUGCUUGUGCUGAAGCUUGGGUCCAAUUUGUGGUACUACAUUUUUCGAAUAGGGAGAUUAAUACCAUACUGGGUGAUAUUAUUGAUCAUAUGACUCCCCAAAGAAAUUAUGAAAAACACUACAACGAGCUGAAAAUCAUCAUUGGUACAGUUGUGGCACAUAAUCAAGACUUUGAAACAUUACUCAUAAUGGAUAACUUUUUACCUCUCGUGGAUCUUUUCCAACAAGAAUCCCUCAGAGUCGAAGUAUGCAAGAAUAUUCUCACCUCCACCAGCAGUGAAUUCAAAACCAGUGAUCCAGUGAUCACAAAUGCCCUCAUGUUCCUUUGUAGUGUACUUCACGAUUCGGUGAACGCUUUGACACCUGAAGAUGAAUACAAGCAAAUUGGGGAAAUUUUGUGUAGUGUGAUUAGGAGAGUUGAUUAUGGCAGAGAUUUUGAACACCAGCUCAAUUUUUAUGUGGAAGCCAGGGGGGCUUUUUCGAACAUUGACGUAGUUUUGGCUGAACUAGUACAGACUUUCAACAAUCUGAUGGGCAAUCAAAACAUGUUGGUCCUCAUUUCAGUAAACGUCAAUACCUGGCAUUACCUCCACUCGUCAGUCAUCGUCAAUCAAAUCAAACAAGUUAAUACUCUUUCUGUCAAUACGAGACAAGUCAUCAAAGGCAUCCAUACGAGAAAAAGUGGAGAUUUUGUUAGAGCUUGUGCAGCAUACUGUUUCAUCACAAUUCCUUCAAUAGUUGCUGAAAAAACUCGUCUGGAACUGUACCUUUUAUCUGGACAAGUCGCAUUGUUCAACCAAUGUUUAGGACAAGCUGAUGCCUGUUUUCAAGCAGCCCUUGCUUUACUACCCGAACUCGAAGAUGUCUCUGCAAAAUCUGAAACGUUUCUUGUACCAUACAUCAGACAGUUCUUAUCCACAUUAUUGGUAGUUCCAGACAAUCCCGAAAGGGGUGUGCUUAAUUUGUUGAGGAACCUGCUCAAUGUCAUGGCAAAAUUAGAGUGGAAUAAAGCUAACUGUUCAUUGGGAAUCUUGUACGUUAGUUGUCUUGAUCUUUUAUCAGCAAUGGCACAAGAAGAUUAUGUGUAUCAGGUUGAUAAAGUUGAGUCGAAUGAUUCUCUUUAUGGUUCAGAUCCGAAAUUCAUCCAAGAAAUCAAUGCUCUAUGUUCAAUAAUAGUAAGGGAAGUUUUGAACCUUCUGAAGGACCUAGGAAUUUGCAGAAGACAGUCACAGAUCGCCACAGAAUUGUUUUUGAGGGUAGUGGUGAGAGGAGUCAGCAGUAAAUCGAUGUUAGUUUUGGCAAUGAAUUUGUGGCAGCUCAGUAUGAAACAUGGAUAUGCAGAUGUGAAAUAUUUGGAGAGAACCAGAGAUUACUUGAAAAGCAGAAGUAUUGCACAGAAUAAUACGAAUCUUCAACAGUUGGUUGACAUGUUGGUUAUAUGA